UUCAUUUGUUUAACUACAUUUUUAUUGAGUAUAAUUAAUAAUUUUAAGUCACUACCUCCCUAUAUUUUUUACUUAUAUAAGUAUAAACACUAAUACACUAUGGUUUUAACUCAAUGCAUAAUACAUUUAUAUUUUUCUAAUUAUAUGCGUAAGACCUACCUCAAGACUCACAGUCUAUAACAUAAUUAAUAUUGUGUAAUAAUUGUUCGAAAUAUAAAAGAAAAAUAUUUAAAAAUGGCUCCACUAACAAUUGAUUUUGAAAAAGUCUGUCGAUUAUGUCUUCGCGACGAUGAUGGACUUAGUAAAAUGAUAUCAAUAUUUGAAAAACCAAUUCUUGAGGAGACUAUAAAAAAUUGUGUGCAAAUUGAGGUGUUAUUAAAUACUGAUGAACCAACUAAUAUAUGUACUAGUUGCAUAUUAAGUUUGGAUUCUUGGGUCAAAUUCAAAUCACUGUGUGAUAAUACCAAUGCAUUCUUACAGCAAUACAGACAGGAUAAGAACGAGUCUGACUUAGUGUUCAAUUAUGACAUAACAAACUUAGGACCAAUGGGAUUCACACCAUCUCAAAUGUCAGACUUGAGCAUCAGUUUUUUUGAAAGUGAUUCGUUAUGGAAUGGUUUAUCACAACCAUGGAAUGAAAGUGAUCCUAUAUGUACGGAUUCACCUAUUCCAAAAUAUAUGAAAAAAGUACAACCACCUGAAGAUUUAACUAAUGAGAGCAUAUCUGGUAAGGAAUGUUUGGAUAUAGCCUUAAGUGUAUUAAGCAAAAAAGACACUAAUUUUACAUACACCAAAGCCAAUUGGUGGAAUCCCAAAGCUAUUUCUAUGAAAAAAAUACAAAAAGAAAAUGAAAAACCGAUUUUAAAGAAAGGAAUUUCAAAAUCAAUGACUAAAUAUAAUCGAUAUCAGCGUAAAACAUAUUCCUGUAAUGUAUGUUCGGAAACAUUUUCAAAAUUCAAUGAUCUCAUUGUACAUGAUUCAAGUGUGCACUCUGAAAUGACUAAGAACUAUAAUUGCAAAAAGUGUGGAAAGCUGUUUUUGUCUGAAGAACGUCUAGAGAUACAUGAGAAGGUUCAUAGAGAAAAAUCCUUUGUGUGUCAAAUAUGCCAAAAGAAGUUUACUCAACAAAAGACUCUUGAUAUACAUUUGAAUGUUCAUAUUGGUUUAUACCCUUGUCAGAAAUGUGAUUUUAAAGCUCAGACAAUGUACAAUUUGAAAAUUCACGAAAGUACUCAUUCAAACGUCAAAGAUCAUUGUUGUCAGGAGUGUAAAAAGAAGUUUUCAACUGUAUCAUCAUUGCGUAGACACAAUCGCCUUGUUCAUCAAAAGUUAGUUUGGUUCCGUUGUGAUAAAUGUGAUUAUUCUACAAGCCAGCCAUCAAAUAUAAAGUAUCACAAAUCUAUUCACGAACCACAAAAUUGUAUUUGUGAUCAUUGUGGUGCAAGUUUCAAAAACCAAGAUUUGUUCAUGGUACAUAUAAAAACACACGAAGAAGCAAAGUUAAGCUGUGCUCACUGCACGAAACUAUUUAAAAAAAAAUCACACCUCAAAGAACAUUUAAGUAGUUGUUAUGUACUAGAGCCUAGCAUAACGAAAUUUAAAUGUGAUGUUUGUGAAAAAUACUUCAAGAGAAUCAAGAAGUUGCAUAUUCAUAAAAAUAAAUAUCAUCCAAUUAUUAAUGAAAUGAUGACACUUAACUAAAAGAAAAAAAUGUUUCUUCUUUAAAUUUUCUACUAGAAUUUCAAGCGCUAUAAGUUAUUGUUUUAAAUACCUACAUAUUCAUUUACUUAAAUAAAAAUUAAUUUAUAAUCAUUCCACUCAAACUACUCAAUGUCAAAUAAUUUUUAAUUGUUUUACAAUAACAUUUAAUACUAUAUCGUAAAGUAGUAAAAGCAAUUUUAAUCAUUUUAUUAUGUAUCCUGUAAUGAAGUUUAUACAUUUUAAGAGUUUGAAAUUGUGUAUGUAUACAGUUAGUGACAAAAAAUGGUUAAUACUUAAUUAAAAAUAUGAUCAUUAUUUUAUAAUAUAUACAAUUAUAUUAUAUUUCUGUGUACUGU
Messenger RNA from Myzus persicae (green peach aphid), 2057 nucleotides. Its product is annotated as zinc finger protein 878-like. The record is from RefSeq and is a predicted model, not a curated record. Gene Ontology annotation, biological process: regulation of transcription by RNA polymerase II. The coding region runs from base 235 to 1701 and encodes 488 amino acids. Lineage: Eukaryota; Metazoa; Arthropoda; Insecta; Hemiptera; Aphididae. Gene Ontology annotation, molecular function: RNA polymerase II cis-regulatory region sequence-specific DNA binding; zinc ion binding; DNA-binding transcription activator activity, RNA polymerase II-specific. The transcript has 4 exons. Gene Ontology annotation, cellular component: nucleus.